CAGUGGAGGAGAGGAGGAGAAAGUGAGUGAUUUGUGGUCUGCUGUGAGAGAGACGCUUCACAUUCAUCCCUGUGUGUUUGGAGAAGGAGAGAGACGCGUUCACACUACUUUACAUCAACAGACAGACUUAAAGGAAAGUGUUGUAGGCUGGAUCAAGGCUGGAGACAGGACAGGAGCCCCUCUGACCGAGCUGCUCCUCCAUUGGAUGUUAUCAGAGAGGAGGGGAGGUUUUGUGAUCUAGACCCCUUUCGGAGAUGAGCCACAGGGCGGAUGUGAAGGAAGCUGACGGAAAGUGAUUGAAGAGGAGGAAUGAUAACUGCAGGAAUUUCAUCUUCUCUCUGAUUUUAUUAUUUUUCUUUUAUGUGGAUUGGUCUGUUCCAGCCUUUUAAAAUAACUAUCACCUCGGCUCAAAGUUGACAGAUUAGUUGUAUUCACUCAGCUGUAUUAUGGGACGCAUCUUUGCUUGCAAUUAAUUUUUCAACCAGUUUUUAAAAUAUUUCCUUUUCUGAUUACUAAUUUACUACAUUUCAACAUGGCCAUCAACACGGACACCGACUUCCUCAAGUCCAACUUAAGUGAAGGAGGUGGAGGAGGCCCUCAGUCCUCUGACCCCCAUGAGACGGAGAAACUCCUGGCGCUGACCACCGAGCCCGGAGGAAACGGGAUGAAGAUGUCCACCUCCUUCACGGUCAACAUAGACAGCGACAAGGGCCAGGAGGCCGACCAGAACGGCCACAGCGUCGCCGUGAGGUCGGGCUCCGCCGGGCAGCUGGGCGCCGCCGCCCCCCUGUCCCCGUCCAAGGCCAGUCUGAGCCGCUCCUCCACCGGGAACGCCACCGUCCAGGUGAACCCGAAGCCCAAAGAUUACCUCAUCCUCGUCAUUUUAUCCUGCUUCUGCCCCGUGUGGCCCGUCAGCAUUGUGGCCCUGGUGUACUCCAUCAUGUCCAGAAACAGUUACCAGGUGGGGGACAUCGACGGGGCCAAGAGGCUGGGUCGACUCGCUCGUCUGCUCAGCAUCGUCUCCAUCAUCCUGGGAAUCAUAAGCAUCGUCGUCUACGCCUCAAUCGCAUCGACCCACUGACAUGGACGAGCUGAGGGACAAAAUAAGGAACCGUGUAAAAGCCAAACCAUGGAUGCAACAGGGGGGGGGGAUCCCAUUCCGACACAAAAAAACAAGAAUUCCUAACUUUAUACCAUAUUGUAAUUACAUCAUGACCAACCUGAGAAAAAAAUAGGCAACUCAUGAGAGUAGGUACUGCAGCAAGUAAACAAAUAAAAACAUUCAGAGAAAACUUCAGAGAUGCAUGCAUUAGAAACCAGUAACAUUUGCUUGACGAAAAUAACAAAAAAAACCUGAUAUAAAAUCGAGUUCAGGUUAAAACAGAUGAAAAAGAAAAUGCAGAUUUGUGUGUGCAGGACAGGAGGACUCAUAAAUGUGUGUUUUUUGGAAUAAUGGACUUCUUAAAACGAAGCUGAUGAUCUAAAUAUGAGGAGAAGAGCGAACGAUCGACGUUUUCUAUGUCUUUGAAAAACGGACUUCAACCUUGGGACAGCUGCGUAUAAUCCUCAUAUAUUCCUUACUGAACCUCUUGCAUUCAAAGCAUAUACAGCUACAGAUAUAUUUGAAAUAUGGAUAUAUGAAUAUAUAUAUAUAUAGAUGUCCAUUUUAUAAAAUGUUUGUAUGCCAAGUAGUGCUGGGUUUGUUAAGACUGUCACGAUGGCUGCUGUGUCAGCACUUGGAUUAUCAGUGGAGGGUUUGUGAAAAAGGGGCAGGGAACACAUUUUAAAUUUUUGUUAUUUAUUAUCAUUUUUUGAACUAAAAAAAAGAAAGAAAAAGAGACCAACUGCAUGCUUGAAUGUAGAUAACCAAAAUUCUGCCUUCGUUUUGACUGUUAAUAGUUGUCUCUUUUCUUAUUAAGGAGAACAGGUUUGCACAUGGAAGAGUGAUUUGUGUCCAGCCACUGCAGAAUGUGUGAGGACUGUGAUCACUUUAUGUCUCCUCUUGAACUUGCAUUGCUCUGGCAGAGACUGAAAGCAUGCCAAACCUCCCAAAUUCCUCCUUUUUCUUUCACAUCUGUACCACAAACCUUCAUUUCAUGGCUUCUGUCUGUUCAUUUUGACCCCUAACAUCCAUUUUACAUAUUACCUUUCUACAACAUAGCUCCCAAAAUCAUUCUUACAUUGUUAUACAUUGAUUGUUAAAUGUCAUUGUUUCACUGAAUGUUUUUUCCGCUCCUUGUAUUGGUAUCAAAUGUAUUUAUAUGGGAAAAUAUAUAUGCAAUAUGUACGCAUGCUACGGGCCAAACAGGCUCACACAUAUAUUUUUUGUAAACGAACAGGCCUACAAGUUUGACUGAGUAACAACAAAAAGCAUUUAAAGAGCCUUUGUUUAAAAUCCAAGCACGACAGAUUGUCUGUAUUUGUCACUUUAUCAGAGAGAAGUCACUGUAUUACGUCCCCUGUGGGUACACAGGACUGUUGUAUUGACACAUUAUGCUACAAGCACAGGCGACAUCACUGUAAGACCAUGUAGCAUUAUUUAAAUCCACUGCUCUUCUUUGGGAAUUAUUGUCUUUUUAAUUUUUAUUUGUGCAAUUUAAAUCAGGACUCAUGGACAAAGUUCCUUUAAAGUGGUAAAAUGUUUGUUUAAGGGCUCAAACAAGUGACACAAGAGAAACACCAGCAAAUUUCGACUAAUGAGUGAUGAAAUGUUUAGACUAUACAGCUAAAGAUCUGAUCAUAUUUAAAUUACACGGAUGGAUUACUGAAUGGGCCGACUGGACACAGUAUCAGGGGCGUCCACUGGCCUUCACCCACAAAAUGUGAAAAAAAGACCUGCAACAACCAGGAAGAUAGUCAACAUGACCACAAAGAAACAUAGAACGACCUCGAAGAGAUACAAAGCAGCUGCAACGAUCAUAAAAUGUCACAAAAUGACGACAAAGAACCUUGAAAUGAAUGUGAAGAAACAUAAGAUUACAACAAAGAGACACAAAACAGCCACACAGAUAAACAAAGAGACUCAUAAUGACUAUGAAAAGGGUUAAAACAACAACGAAGAGACACAAAAUUACUACAAAGAGAUGCAAAACAACAACAGAGAGAUGUAAAACAGCUGCAAAGACACAAAGAGACUCAAUGAGAAGGGGCAAACAACCACAAAGAGACACAAAAUGACUACAAAUUGACUUGAAAUGACUUCACAGAGACAUAAAAGACUACAAAAUGUAACUAGAAAAAAUAAAAUGAUAACAAAGGAACAUGAAACCUGUCUGUGUCCAGGGGCCCAUUGUCUCAUAAUCCAUCUAUGAAAGUAUAAACACUGUAACGCACAAUGUUUUGUCUAAAAUGAGCUGUAAUCAAUUCCAUUCCAGUUCAUAGCUGUACAUAAAAACAUUCUUUAUCCAAACAUCUUUAAGCAGCAAAAUCCAAAGAUCCCCCAUGUUUACGACCAAACUCAAAAAUCUCACAUGGCAACAUGUGUGUAAUUUCUGUAGAUCACACCGAGUGUAGUUUACUGCUCUAGGGUUACUCACUAACAUACAAAUUUUCCAUUGCUGAAUCUGGUGUUUAAAGAGCCAACCGUCUCGCCAAUGAGAUCAGUUCAAACCUUCGUUUCAUUCCGAAUUAUUACUGUGUUUCUUUUCCAGUAUACUGUAUGUGCCAGUUUUCAUCUCUGUGGUGUACAUUUUGCAUGUCUGGAAUAAAUGUUACCAUGCAUGGUCCAAGUUUUUGCCUUU
Centropristis striata (black sea bass) is the source of this 3740-nucleotide messenger RNA. RefSeq names its product trafficking regulator of GLUT4 (SLC2A4) 1a (gene trarg1a). Gene Ontology annotation, cellular component: membrane. The transcript is spliced from 3 exons. The coding region runs from base 533 to 1081 and encodes 182 amino acids. Lineage: Eukaryota; Metazoa; Chordata; Actinopteri; Perciformes; Serranidae. The record is from RefSeq and is a predicted model, not a curated record.